This is a messenger RNA of Pocillopora verrucosa, 2002 nucleotides long. Lineage: Eukaryota; Metazoa; Cnidaria; Anthozoa; Scleractinia; Pocilloporidae. The record is from RefSeq and is a predicted model, not a curated record.
CGAAUCUUACUUAAAAUGUUAAAAGUGUGGCUAACUGUUCAGAUUUGUUUGGCGAUUACCAUCUGCCAGCGAUCCAUCCAUGGCGGACUUUCACAGCGAAGAAAUUCAAAAAACAACACCUGGAAGUAUGGCAACUUUGCUUACUCUGCUUACAAAUCAGUACAAUUUACAGAUAAUUCCACAAUCGUCAUCCGCUUCAAAACAACAAAAACACAUGGAAUGCUGUUUUACAUGGAUGAUGGCAGCGUUCAAGAGUUCAUGGAUGCAUUCCUGUUAAACGGGCUAUUAAGAGUUCGUAUUUCUAUGGGCAAAUGCACGGGAAAUCAGAGGUUUAUAAACGGCUCGUUUGCCGACCUCAAAUGGCACAAACUCACUUUACAACGAAUGUCCGAAUCAGUGAUUGUAGAGGUGGACAGCUUGGAAUUAAUCUAUCUCUGUCGCGGACUUAAAAGAACUGACUUCAACAAAUAUGGGCCUUUUUUUGUGAGCUUCUUCCCGCUCCAAGAGUGGGGCAAAAUCAAGUGGAAUUUUCGCGAUUCUUUUUCGACUGCUUUAGCAUUUGGCGGAUUUGAGGGGUGUAUAAAAACACCAAAGUUCGCUGUAGGCGACCAAAAGUUACGCCGCGCCUCUCUUUGGAAAAGUGAGCGUGCCGUGGAGGGUUGCCGUGACGCAUGCAAAGAUCCCAGUUUUGGAGGAAAAUGUUACAAUGGUGGGAAAUGUGUGAACAAGAUCGUGAGGAGAGAAUGUGAUUGCAGCAAGACUCGAUUCAAUGGUCCAAACUGCUCCCGAGCCAUGGAGGUAUUUGCUCUAUUUUGCCCGUUAGUUGCUCUCCUCGACUCCGUAGCGGGGCUGCAUUUCCACGAAGGUGCCGAUUGGUCUUUCGCAGAGUUCAGAGGUUGGGCCAUGUCCAGAAGAAGUGAGCUGCAGUUCUACUUUAAAACAGGUGCAAGUAGAUCUGCUUUACUACUGUAUCAGGAUAACAAAAAAAAGAACACUGAUAACGAUUUCCUUGAAAUGUCCUUGAACAGUGAUGGCUACGUUCAGCUUUACGUCCGGGGAAAUCGGUGCUUCCCUGAGAAACGCACGAUUCGUCAAAACUUUACCGACGAUACCUGGCAUCUGGUGACAAUUGCAAGAAAUAGUUUUCUUCUCAAUUUCAGCGUCGAUGAUAUUACAGCUGAAACGAUCUCUUGCGUGGCACCUCCACAGUUAUCUGGAUUCGAUGGCAAAGCAAUCAACUCUCUUUACAUUGGGGGAAUUCCGUUCCUUGAUUCCCAGGGAGAUCCAACCCUCAAAGUAUGGUCCCUGACCGGUCUGUUCCAAAAAGUAGGCCAAGAAUACAGCUGGUUUCAAGGAUGUAUUGCUCUCGUGAGAUACAGCACCGAUUCGAAGCGAUUUCGGAAUGCUAGGCUCGUGCGGUAUGAUGGUAUUUCUAAAAACUGCAGUGGUGAGGCGUGUUCAAGUGCGGAACAGAACAAGUGUCAAAAUGGAGGACGCUGUGUUGAUCUGGUGGUCAGGGCCGAAUGUGAUUGUGAGAAAACUGGGUAUUACGGUCGCUUUUGUGAACAAAAAGCAGUAAAGAAGUAUAUCAAUUCAACAGGAUCUUCACAUGUGAACAGAAUAGUUUCCAAUGGAACAGAUGUCACCGCACAAAAAAACAACACCAAAGACGACGACAAUAACGUCAGUAGCGGUGGAGAUGUAAAUGCAGGCAAUGGGGAUGGCGACGAUGUAAAUGAUCCAGGUAAAAGCACCAAAGGAGUAGCAGUGAGCGAAAGCAAGAAGGUCCAUAAUGGAGUUUCACCUCUGGUCGUUUCGCCGCCGGUUUGCUUUUUUCUUUACAUGACAGCUUUACUCAUCGACAUUGAUGUAGCCUGAUAGUGUCCUGGUCCUCUGAAAGCUGGAGUCUCGAAAGAAUCUCAAGCCUCAAUAGUGUAGAUAAAAUUGCGCUUAAUGGAGGGGUAGGUUCGAGAGUCGAUCAACAGGCUGUUAGGUGACAGAA